Lotus japonicus is the source of this 4399-nucleotide messenger RNA. Its product is annotated as phytochrome B-2. Lineage: Eukaryota; Viridiplantae; Streptophyta; Magnoliopsida; Fabales; Fabaceae. The transcript has 4 exons. The record is from RefSeq and is a predicted model, not a curated record. Gene Ontology annotation, biological process: regulation of DNA-templated transcription; red, far-red light phototransduction; protein-tetrapyrrole linkage. The coding region runs from base 308 to 3739 and encodes 1143 amino acids. Gene Ontology annotation, molecular function: photoreceptor activity; phosphorelay sensor kinase activity; protein homodimerization activity.
UCUUAGUUCAAUAGUCGGUAAAAACAAACCACUUUCCCUUAUAAAAUUGUGUAUUCAAUUCUCGCCGAUGUAAGAAUUAUGUCGGGGAGCGAUAAGAAGCAUGUUAUGUUUUGUGGUGGUGACCGGAGCCGAACUCAUCGGAACUAACUUUUUGUAACAAAAGUGAGGCCAUCGAGCAAUCGCGGGCAAGAAAAACGCCAAAUCAAAGAUAGUUCCAUAACACUGCUAGCUUCUGCUACUCUCCACUCUUCUCCUAUCACACUUCUUCUUCUCUGAUCCUGAAUUCUGAUUUUCAAUUUUGUGUAAAAUGGCUUCAGCAAGCAGAAGAGGAGGAGGAGGAGGAGGAAGUGGUUCUGGCUCAGUAGUAGAGCGAGGAAAGGAGGAGGAGAAGUUGAAGAGAGGCGGCGGCGGCGGAGGAGGAGAAUCGGUUAUGAUGCGGAAAGCCAUCGCACAGUACACCGAAGACGCGAGGCUUCACGCCGUGUACGAGCAGUCCGGCGAGUCUUUUGACUACUCCCACUCGCUUCGUGUCACGGUGGAGUCCGUCCCGGAGCAGCAGAUAACCGCUUAUCUUGCUAGAAUUCAGCGCGGUGGUUACAUCCAGCCGUUUGGUUGCAUGAUCGCCGUUGACGACCCGUCCUUCCGCCUCCUUGCUUACUCCGAUAACGCCCGUGACAUGCUCGGGAUAACUCCGCAGUCGGUUCCUUCCAUUGAUGACGACUCGUCGUCUUCGUCGUUCGCGCUCGGCACCGAUGUUCGUUCCUUGUUCUCUCCCUCCUCCGCGGUGCUUCUCGACAAGGCGUUCGCCGCCCGUGAGAUCAGCCUCAUGAACCCUCUCUGGAUCCACUCUCGAACCUCCGGUAGGCCUUUCUACGGUAUCCUCCACCGCGUUGAUGUCGGUGUUGUUAUCGAUUUGGAGCCUGCUAGGUCAGACGACCCUGCGCUCUCCAUCGCCGGCGCCGUACAGUCUCAGAAGCUCGCCGUUCGCGCGAUCUCUCAGCUACAGUCGCUUCCCGGCGGUGAUGUGAAGCUACUAUGUGACGCGGUUGUGCAGAGUGUCCGGGAGCUUACUGGCUACGACAGGGUGAUGGUUUACAAGUUCCAUGAGGAUGAGCACGGCGAGGUUGUGGCGGAGAGCAAGAGGGCAGAUUUGGAGCCGUACAUGGGUUUGCAUUACCCUGCCACGGACAUCCCUCAGGCUUCGAGGUUUUUGUUCAAGCAGAAUAGGGUUAGGAUGAUUGUGGAUUGUCAUGCUAGUCCUGUGGGUGUGGUUCAGGAUGAGGCUCUGAUGCAGCCUCUGUGUCUGGUGGGGUCCACGCUCCGUGCUCCUCACGGUUGCCAUGCUCAGUACAUGGCCAACAUGGGUUCUAUCGCGUCGUUGGUGAUGGCGGUUAUCAUCAAUGGGAAUGAUGAUGACGCGGUUGGGGUUGGUGGCCGGAGCUCGAUGAGGCUGUGGGGGCUUGUUGUUUGUCACCACACCUCUGCUAGGUGUAUCCCUUUUCCGUUGAGGUAUGCUUGUGAGUUCCUCAUGCAGGCUUUUGGGCUGCAGCUGAACAUGGAGCUUCAGAUGGCGGCGCAGUCAUUGGAGAAGCGAGUUUUGAGGACGCAGACCCUGUUGUGUGACAUGCUUCUCAGGGACUCUCCUGCUGGGAUUGUUACUCAGAGUCCUAGUAUUAUGGACCUGGUUAAGUGUGAUGGCGCUGCGUUGUAUUGCCAAGGGAGCUACUACCCUUUGGGUGUCACCCCGAGUGAGUCUCAGAUAAGGGAUAUCAUUGAUUGGUUGUUGGCCUUUCAUGGUGAUUCCACGGGUUUGAGUACUGAUAGUUUGGCUGAUGCUGGGUACCCUGGGGCUUCUUCACUUGGGGAUGCGGUUUGUGGCAUGGCUGUUGCUUAUAUAACGGAGAAGGAUUUUCUUUUCUGGUUCAGAUCACACACGGCGAAGGAAAUAAAAUGGGGUGGUGCAAAGCAUCACCCGGAGGAUAAGGAUGAUGGGCAGCGGAUGCAUCCCCGUUCUUCCUUCAAGGCAUUUUUAGAAGUGGUGAAGAGCCGUAGUUCGCCGUGGGAUAAUGCGGAGAUGGAUGCAAUUCACUCUUUGCAGCUUAUCCUGCGGGACUCAUUCAAGGAGGAUGAACAUAGCGAUUCUAAGGCUGUUGUGAACACCCAUCUGGCUGAGCUAGAGUUGCAAGGGGUGGAUGAACUGAGUUCCGUGGCUAGAGAGAUGGUUAGGUUGAUAGAAACUGCCACUGCUCCCAUAUUUGCCGUUGAUGUUGAGGGCCACAUAAAUGGGUGGAAUGUAAAAGUUUCAGAAUUGACAGGUCUCCCAGUUGAAGAGGCAAUGGGGAAGUCCUUGGUUCGUGAUCUUGUGUAUAAGGAGUCUGAAGAAACUGUGGACAGGCUUCUUUCUCGUGCUUUAAAAGGUGAAGAAGAUAAGAAUGUUGAGAUAAAAUUGAGGACAUUUGGCCCAGAACAUCAAGAUAAGGCAGUUUAUGUAGUGGUGAAUGCUUGCUCCAGCAAGGAUUAUACAAAUAAUAUAGUUGGGGUGUGCUUUGUUGGUCAGGAUGUCACUGGUCAAAAAGUUGUAAUGGACAAAUUCAUUAACAUACAAGGUGACUAUAAAGCUAUUGUACACAGCCCAAAUCCACUGAUCCCUCCCAUUUUUGCAUCGGAUGAUAACACAUGUUGCUUAGAGUGGAACAAUGCCAUGGAAAAGCUCACUGGUUGGGGUCGUGCAGAUGUCAUUGGAAAAUUGUUAGUAGGAGAGGUUUUUGGCAGCUGCUGUCAGUUAAAGGGUUCAGAUGCUAUAACAAAGUUUAUGAUUGUCUUGCACAAUGCGCUUGGUGGACAAGAUACAGAUAAAUUCCCUUUUUCAUUUCUCGACCGGCAUGGAAAAUAUGUGCAAACUUUCUUGACUGCAAAUAAGAGGGUUAGCAUAGAUGGUCAGAUCAUUGGGGCUUUUUGCUUUUUGCAAAUUGUGAGUCCUGAACUUCAACAGGCUCUGAAGGUCCAGAAACAACAAGAGAAGAAUUGCUUUGCUAGGAUGAAAGAGUUAGCUUAUAUUUGUCAAGAAGUAAAAAAUCCCUUGAGCGGGAUACGCUUUACAAACUCUCUUUUGGAGGCUACAGGCUUGACGGAUGAGCAAAAACAGUUUCUUGAGACUAGUGCUGCUUGUGAGAAGCAAAUGUUAAAGAUAAUACGGGACGUUGAUCUGGAAAGCAUCGAGGAUGGGUCCCUGGAGCUUGAAAGGGGAGAAUUCUUGCUUGGGAAUGUCAUAAAUGCAGUAGUUAGUCAAGUAAUGGUCUUGCUAAGAGAAAGAAAUCUACAGUUGAUUCGUGAUAUUCCUGAAGAAAUCAAAACAUUGGCUGUUUAUGGUGAUCAGUUGAGGAUUCAACAAGUAUUGGCUGAUUUCUUAUCAAAUGUUGUGCGGUAUGCACCAUCUCCAGAUGGCUGGGUAGAGACUCAUGUAUACCCAAAAAUAAAGCAAAUUUCAGACGGGCUCACCCUUCUCCAUGCUGAAUUUCGGUUGGUAUGCCCUGGUGAAGGUCUUCCUUCUGAAUUGGUUCAAGACAUGUUUCAUAACAGUCGGUGGGUGACUCAAGAAGGCCUAGGGCUAUGCAUGAGCAGGAAGAUUCUGAAGUUAAUGAACGGCGAAGUCCAAUACAUCAGGGAGGCAGAACGGUGCUACUUCUUUGUUCUACUUGAACUACCGGUGACACGCAGAAGCUCUAAAGGUGUUAACUAGGUAUUUUGAAACUGUAAGAUUAAAGCUCAGGCAGCACCUCUCAUGUUGACUGAUAGAUAGAUUGCUGUGUCAUAUGCUCGGAUUACACUCACCAGACAAAGCAACAUAAGGUACAACCAUUAGAACAGACUGACCUGGCCAGUUAUCCCUGUCACAAUUAAUUCUUUCAAAUUUGGGUUGCUAUUUUUGCACCCUGACAAAACAUGUUCAGUGCGGCAAGAGUGGCUAGUUAAUCUGUACCUAAUUGUAACCUUAAAUCUUACUGAUAAACUAAUGGGAGAGUAGAUAAAGUGCUGUGUCACCGGUAUGUGUACAUCUUCAUGGCCAAGUGGAUUUACUGCAAAACAGUCCAGGCAAAGUGCUUACUGCAUUAGCAGCUGCAAUGGAAACUGCUCUUUGGAUUGAUCUGCAUUCAUCUCCUGCUCUGUUCUGAAAGUAACAGCUUACACCACUUGUUUCCAUGUUUACUAAUAAUUGUAUAAUCUCUAUCUGCAACAAUCCGCAUUGUUGCUUUUCUACUCCCCUGUCCCUACUUUACUCUUCCACCAUCACCUGUACAUUCCUUCCUUCUCUGUAAUAAAAGCUGGUUUAUCUUGUAUUUUUUUGGAACUUGGUGAAAGCUAGCCAUUUCUGAAUAACAAAUGAAUAUGCAUUUCUCUC